AUGUCCGCUGCUUCCUCUGAUCCCACCAUCACCCACAGGUCGCUCUCUUGUACUUUCCCCAAGUCGUCCCGGCAGAAUGGGCAGGAGCGAGAGCGAGAGCUCCUGGAGAAGAAUGGGUGGGAUGGGGAGGAGGAGGAGGAGGAGGAGGAGGAGGAGGAGGAGGAGGAGGAGGAGGAGGAGGAGGAGGAGGAGGAGGAGGAGGAGGAGGAAGAGGAGAAGGGCUCACCAGUCCUUAAAGCAUCGGGAGCACAUGGACAGGAGGAGGAGGCAGGGGAGGGCCAGGAGGAUGAGGAGGAGAUGGGGGAAGCAGUGGCAGAGGGGGGUGGUCUGGAUUGA
This is a messenger RNA of Closterium sp. Naga37s-1, 336 nucleotides long. The record is from the annotation of a GenBank genome assembly. Lineage: Eukaryota; Viridiplantae; Streptophyta; Zygnematophyceae; Desmidiales; Closteriaceae.